AUGCUUUUGUCCCCGGCAGAAAGGCAAUACUUAUACGACUCGCUCGUGCAGAACCCGCCAAUACGGCCAGAUGCCAGGAAUGUCUUUCAGUGCCGUCCGUUGGAGGCUACCACCACUUUUUUGCCCAGUUCCAACGGUUCUGCCAGAUUGAGAAUGACCGAUGGAGCUGAGUGUAUUGUGAGUGUCAAGUCCAAAGUGGUAAAAACAGCCGAUACUCCCAACUUAUUGGAGGUGGAUGUGGAUGUCCAAGGAUACAGAGAUGAUUCCAACUUUGUGGCGACGCUAAAGUACAAUUUGUCGAGCCUAUUACACAAGAACUUUCCUUUUGAGGCCUUGAAGCUUACAAGUAGAUACAGUUAUAAGUUAUUUAUUGACUGUAUUGUGAUGAGUAAUACGUCGUACCCAUUGACUAUCAUCUCUAUGGCCAUAUACUUGGCGUUGAAAACCACCAAGUUGCCCAAGUUGGUCAGUGAGGUUGAUGAUGUGAAUGUGGAGGAACAACCAACAUUUUCAGACGAUUGGGAAGAUGCUAAAACCUUGGGAGAAGCCACCGGCUCAGACUUUCAGCCGCCUGUGUUCAUCACCUUGGGUGUCAUCGGGUCGUCACUAUUGUUUGAUCCGUCGCUCGAGGAGGAACAGGUGUUGGAAAAUGGGCUAAUUGUGAGUUUCUACGAUGGGAAGGCCCAAACCCCAUUACAGAACAUAAAUCUUGCAUUAAACUCGAACAAAAACAACUAUAAAGGCUUGAAACUGACACACAUAGUGUCUGCAAUCUCCAUGGUCAAUAAGUAUUGUGGAAUGAUUAUUCAUGCCUUGGACACGUUAAUAGACCAAGAUGAAGGAGAUGGCCAAGUCUUCUAA
Yamadazyma tenuis ATCC 10573 is the source of this 861-nucleotide messenger RNA. The record is from RefSeq and is a predicted model, not a curated record. NCBI's taxonomy places the organism in Eukaryota, Fungi, Ascomycota, Pichiomycetes, Serinales, Debaryomycetaceae.